AUGACGCGAAGGGGCUGCACCAAGGAGCACUUCUUCUCUGAAGCUGACAUGGAGACGAUCAAUAUGGACGAUCGUCUCAAGGAUCUCGUGAAAAUAGAUUCUAAGAUGGUCAAGAAGAUUCUCCGUAACCGGGAAUACGCAGCACAGCAGUAG
Messenger RNA from Miscanthus lutarioriparius, 153 nucleotides. The record is from the annotation of a GenBank genome assembly. Lineage: Eukaryota; Viridiplantae; Streptophyta; Magnoliopsida; Poales; Poaceae.